Telopea speciosissima is the source of this 4080-nucleotide messenger RNA. Its product is annotated as DNA (cytosine-5)-methyltransferase 1A-like. NCBI's taxonomy places the organism in Eukaryota, Viridiplantae, Streptophyta, Magnoliopsida, Proteales, Proteaceae. Bases 191 to 4060 code for a protein of 1289 amino acids. The transcript has 11 exons. Gene Ontology annotation, molecular function: methyltransferase activity; chromatin binding. Gene Ontology annotation, cellular component: nucleus. The record is from RefSeq and is a predicted model, not a curated record.
CGCAAAAUUCCAAAGCGAGCUGCUGCUAAUUUGGAUUUCAAGGAGCGAACUGCUCAAAAAAUUUCUAAGAAAUCUUCUGUCAUUGAAACUAAAAGGGACCACUUGGUGGAACACGAGACUGUGGCUGUACACAUGACAUCUGGUCCUGAUGAUCCUCGACCAAAUAGAAGACUCAUAGAUUUCAUUAUACAUGAUGCAGAUGGAAAUCCACAGCCCUUGGAUAUGUCUGAAGUUGUUGACAUGUUUAUUUCUGGUACUAUUUUGCCAUCGGAUGGAAGCUCAGAGAAUGAUAAGGACAAAGGCUUGCUCAGGUGUUGAGGUUUUCCAAAAACUGUCAAAGCCUUGUGGAGGUAACCCUGACUUGAGUCUUGAUGAAUUGCUUGAUGGUGUUGUCCGUUCAAUGAGUGGAAGCAAGACCUUCCCCAGUGGAAUGCCUAUCAAGGACUUUGUCAUCUCACAGGGUGAAUUCAUCCAUAAUCAAUUGAUUGGUCUGGAUGAUUAUAAUCAAUUGAUUGGUCCGGAUGAGCCAUCGCAGAAAGAUGAUAAAAAAUUUUCUGAAUUACCUGUGCUUGUUGCCCUAAGGGAUGAAAGUAGGAAAAAAGGGGUGUUGCAAGAGGAGUGUUGGGAAUCAAUGGAAUCAAAGAAAAAGCAUUGUCCAGCCACUGCUUCAAAUAUAUUAUAUAUUAAGAUCAAGGAAAGUGAAAUAGCAAAUGACUAUCCACUACCUGCCUACUACAAGACCUCCGCCCAAGAGAUGGAUGAAUAUAUUCUCUUUGGCGAUGAUUUCUCUGUGUACGACACUGAUAACUUUCCUAGAAACAUACUACACAAUUGGUCACUUUAUAACUCGGACUCCAGGCUUAUUUCUUUGGAGCUCGUUCCACUGAAACCUUGUGAUGAAGUUGAUGUGACAGUCUAUGGUUCUGGGAUUGUGACUGCUGAUGAUGGGAGUGGGUUCUGUCUUGACGCUGAUCCAAAACAACCAUCUUCAAGUUCUUCAGGAGCACAAAAUGUAGACGGAAUUCCAAUUUAUUUGAGUGCAAUAAAAGAAUGGAUAAUUGAAUUUGGAUCAUCAAUUGUCUUCAUAUCAAUCCGAACAGAUUUGGCCUGGUAUAAGCUUGGGAAGCCUUUAAAACAGUAUGCUCCAUGGUAUGAGCCUGUUCUAAAAACUGCAAGGAUUGCAAUCAGCAUUAUCACGUUGUUAAAGGAGCAAAGCCAGGUGUCACGGCUUUCUUUUGCCGAUGUCAUUAAGAAAGUAUCGGAGUUUGAAAAGGACCAUCCUGCUUAUAUUUCUUCUAAUCCACCACUGGUGGAGAGAUAUGUGGUGGUCCAUGGACAGAUUAUUUUGCAACUCUUUUCAGAAUAUCCCGAUGAACUGAUCAGGAAGUGUGCUUUUGUAACUGGUCUAUUUAGUAAAAUGGAGGAGAGGCAGCACACAAAACUUUUAGUAACGAAGAAGGCUGUGGUGAAGCAGAAGACAAACCUGAAUCCAAGAGCAGCAAUGGGACCUGUGGUGUCAAAGAGGGAAAAAAUGCAGGCUACAACUACGCGGCUGAUUAACAGAAUCUGGGGGGAAUACUAUUCAAAGUACUCCUCAGAUUACCUGAAAGAAGGAGAUAACAAUGAGCCAAAAGAGGUAGAAGUGGAUGAAGAACAAGUGGAGAAUGAAGAGGAUGACGAUGAAGAGGCAGAUGGGGAGAAUGCACCAGUUCCAGAAAUUGCUCCAGAAACUCCUUCGUUCAGACAAACUAAAUCUAGGUCCAACAGCAAGCAAAUUAAAUGGGAUGGGGAGCUGGUUGGAACAACAUGUUCUGGUAAGCCUCUUUAUCGAAAGGCUUCUCUUGAUGGUGAAUCGAUUUUUGUUGGGGGUGCUGUGGUCCUAGAAGUUGACAAUUCAGAGGAAAUGUUGCCUAUCUGUUUUGUGGAGUACAUGUUCGAAACAUCAGAUGCUAGGAAAAUGGUCCAUGGGAGGGUAAUGCAAAGAGGGUCACAGACUGUUCUUGGUAAUACUGCUAAUGAGAGGGAGGUCUUCUUGACGAAUGAUUGUAUGGAAUUUGAAUUAGGGGAUGUUCAACAAUCUGUGGUUGUCAAUGUGCGCUUGAUGUCUUGGGGCCAUCAGCAUAGGAAGGAGAACAUCAACUCUGGUAAGAUUGACAGAGAAAUGGCAGAAGAGAGAAAAAGAAAAGGACUUCCCAUUGAAUUAUAUUGUAAAAGCUUGUAUUGGCCUGAUAGAGGUGCUUUCUUCAAGCUUCCCUAUGACACCAUGGGUCUUGGAACUGGAGUUUGCCACUCUUGCAAAAUAAAGGAAAGUGAGAAGGAGAAAGAAAUCUUUGUAGUAAAUUCUUCCAACAGUGGAUUUAAAUAUAAUGGGAUUGAGUACACAGUUAAUGAUUUUGUAUAUGUACGUCCAAAUCACUUUGGGGUCAAUACAAAGGACCAGGGAACUUUCAAGGAUGGAAUAAAUGUUGGGUUAAAAGCUUAUGUUAUAUGCCAGCUGCUUGAGCUUGAUGUCCCCAAGGCAUCUAUAAAAACUGACCCAAAAUCAACUCAUGUAAAAUUAAGGAGAUUCUUCAGACCAGAGGAUGUCUCACCAGAAAAAGCAUACAGUUCUGACAUUAGAGAAGUCUACUAUAGUGAAAAGAAGCUUAGUUUGCCUGUUGAGGUGAUAGAAGGGAGGUGUCAAGUUAGAAGAAAGUGUGAUGUUUCUCCUUUACAUGGCCUCACAAUCUUUGAACACAUCUUCUUUUGUGAACAUAUGUAUGAAUUUGAUACAGGAGCCACCAAGCAGUUGCCAACUAAAGUCAGACUAUCAAAGGUCGAUACUACUACAUCCAAAAAGAGAAAAGGAAAGUUCAAAUAUGAGGAACGCGGUCCCGACAUCCUUGACGAACGAAAAGAUUUAUCUCAGAAAAGUUGCUUGGCCACUCUAGAUAUUUUUGCUGGCUGUGGUGGCUUGUCUGAGGGGCUCCAGGAAUCCGGGGCUUCAGUGACCAAUUGGGCAAUUGAAUAUGAUGGAUCUGCUGGAGAAGCAUUCGAUCGUAACCAUCUAGAAGCUGUGACAUUUGUUAAUAAUUGCAAUGUGAUUCUAAGGGCCAUAAUGGAAAAAUUUGGAGAUGUAGAUGACUGCAUCUCAACUUCUGAGGUUAUUGAGUUUGCUAAACUCAUAAGUGUGACGGAUUUCGAUAAUUUGCCUCUGCCUGGUAAAGUAGAUUUCAUUAGUGGAGGUCCCUCGUGUCAGGGUUUUUCUGGAAUGAACAGAUUCAAUCAGAGUACUUGGAGCAAAGUCCAGUGUGAGACGGUACUGGCAUUCUUGUCCUUUGCUGACUACUUCAGGCCAAGGUUCAUCCUGCUGGAGAAUGUGAGGAACUUUGUUUCAUUCAAUAAAGGACAGACUUUCCGAUUAACCUUAGCAUCGCUUCUUGAAAUGGGUUAUCAGGUGAGGUUUGGUAUUCUUGAAGCUGGUGCUUAUGGUGUUGCCCAGUCACGGAAACGAGCAUUCAUCUGGGCUGCCUCUCCAGAAGAGAUGCUUCCUGAAUGGCCUGAACCAAUGCAUGUCUUUACAGGGCCAGACCUGAAAAUUUCAUUAUCAGGAAAUGUACAAUAUGCUGCAGUUCGGAGUACGGAAAAUGGAGCACCUUUCCAUACUGUAAGUGUGAAAGAUGCAAUCGGAGAUCUCCCAGCUGUUGACAAUGGUGCAUCUGAAACGAUAAUGGCUGUUAGACUAAAUCAUGGAGAGUUGGAAGAUUUAAUGCCUUGGUGCCUGCCUAACACAGUCAAGAAACAUAAUCAAUGGAAGGGACUAUUUGGAAGGUUAGACUGGGAAGGAAACUUCCCGGCUUCCAUUAUGGACCCUCAACCUAUGGGUAAGAUAGGGAUGUGUUUUCAUCCUGAGCAGGACCGAAUAGUCACAGUUCGCGAAUGUGCCCGCUCUCAAGGAUUCCCUGAUAGCUAUCAAUUGUGUGGUACCAUUCAACAUAAGUAUAGACAGAUCGGGAAAGCGGUUCCUCCACCUUUGGCAUUUGCUCUGGGGAGGAAACUCAUGGAAGCUAUGAACCAAUAGAAUUUGUAGCGAGUUUAACA